This is a messenger RNA of Vicia faba (fava bean), 837 nucleotides long. The record is from the annotation of a GenBank genome assembly. NCBI's taxonomy places the organism in Eukaryota, Viridiplantae, Streptophyta, Magnoliopsida, Fabales, Fabaceae.
AUGGGGAUUAUGAUGAGGAGAGUAGUAUUUGGGGUGGUUCUGGUUGUUGUGGUGAUGAUUUUGAGUCCUUGUUUGGCUAAUGGGAGAAGCAGUUUUCAUGAGAAGACUAGGGAUGGCAAUGGUAUCAACUCUACCGAUGGAGUUUCUCUUGGAGAGCAAAGUGUUGAGGAAGAUUUUGGUGGAAGAAAGAAAGAUUUUUCAUCUGAAAAUGUAGUAGUUGAAAGGAAAUUUAGUGUGAACAAUAGCGGAAAAGGUGGUGGUGGAAAUAGCGGGAGCAGAAAGGGGAGAGGUGGAGGUGGUGGCGGAGGAGGAGGAGGUGGUGGAGGUGGAGGUGGAGGAAAUGAACAAGGUCAUGGAUGGGGAUGGGGAAGUGGCGGAGGAGGCGGUGGUGGUGGUGGUAGAGGAGGAAAUGGUAAUGGUAAUGGUCAUGGAAUAGGUGGAGGAAGUGGAGGAGGCGGUGGUGGUGGUGGAGGUGGAGGAGGAAAUGGUCAUGGUCAUGGAAUAGGUGGAGGAAGUGGAGGAGGAGGUGGUGGUGGAGGUGGUGGUGGUGGUGGUGGAGGAGGUGGAGGAGGAGGUGGAGGUGGAGGAGGGGGUGGUGGUGGUGAAGGUUUUGGCUUGGAAGAAAUUUUGCGCAAAUAUAUUCGAUAUGCUCUGAACGAGAAACCAUUCAAUCCUGAUGUUGUAGCUGAUUUAAUUCAGCUAAGAAGAGCUUCUGCAUUAAAUGACUCACAAGUUGCUGAGAUUCUAAAUGAAAUUUCACGAAGAAUUGUGAGAGACAAAGGUAAUGUCUUCUUAAUAUUGGACAGUUUUCAUUUGAGUAAUCCUUGUACGUGGUAG